GGGCCCCGCCCCGCCGGUGUCCUUCCGCCCCGCGCGCGGAGCCCGCCGCGUCCCGCAGUUUUGUUCCUUCUUUCCAGAUGGAAAUGUCAGAAGAUGAUCCUAACACGGAAGAAUACCCCACUGAAAUUCAUGAUUAUCUUGCAGCAUUUGAAAAAUCUCUUGGUUCUGUAGAUGAGAUGCUGAAGAUAAUGAUGUCUGUUUCCAGGACUGAGCUUCUCCAAAAGUUAGACCCCCUCGAGCAAGCAAAGCUGGACUUGGUUUCUGUGUACACGUUAAAUUCAAUGUUCUGGGUGUACUUGGCUACUCAGGGAAUCAAUCCAAAGGAACAUCCAGUAAAACAAGAACUGGAAAGAAUAAGAACAUACAUGAACAAGGUCAAAGAAAUAGCAGACAAGAAAAAGGCAUCCAAACUCGAUAAAGGAGCUGCUUCUAGAUUUGUAAGAAAUGCGCUCUGGGAACCAAACGCUGAAAAUGAACAUACCUCCAAAACUCCUGCUAAAGGAAAAAAGAGAAAGAUGGACUAAAUUUUUGUUUCACUUUGUAUCAAUUAGAGACACUUGGAACUUAUUUCAAAACGUGUUUUGCAUAGUGCAUGCAUCUUGCAGGGGUUCUGUACAGAAACAUCUUAAGUUAUACUUAAGAGUUUUACAGGAUUGUAUUAUGUCCGUGACACUUGUCACUGAGGUGAUCACAUGUGUCUGAGAGUGCUGUUUGGUGAAAGAGAAGUAAUGUUUCAUUAUUCAAAUGAUAAUGAGCAGAGAUAUGCUUGCUGGUAAUAGAUACUGGUGAAAUUUUGCUCAGAAUGCCCAAGAAUUCCCUUUUUUUUUUACUGCUGAAUGAUUGACACUUUUUAUAUGUCCUUAAUCUGAUGAAUAUUAAAACGUCUCAAACAAU
Molecule: messenger RNA, 894 nt
Organism: Colius striatus (speckled mousebird)
Lineage: Eukaryota; Metazoa; Chordata; Aves; Coliiformes; Coliidae
Gene: C1D
Product: C1D nuclear receptor corepressor
Exons: 5
Coding region: 78-524 (148 amino acids)
Biological process (GO): regulation of gene expression; maturation of 5.8S rRNA
Cellular component (GO): exosome (RNase complex); nucleolus
Molecular function (GO): DNA binding; RNA binding
Source: RefSeq, a predicted model, not a curated record